Vitrella brassicaformis is the source of this 2510-nucleotide messenger RNA. The record is from the annotation of a GenBank genome assembly. Lineage: Eukaryota; Vitrellaceae.
CCCAUACUAUGGCCGUGACAUAAUCAAGUGACUCACAAGUGAGUGAAGGUAAAGCGGGGCUCGGUGACUUUGCAUGUUCCUGGGAUCGUCAUGCGUCUGAGCCAACAGUACGAGGCUUCACGCAAGACCGCGCGUGAAGGUAAGCAGCGGGUGCCAUGCAGGCGUCCAUCCAGCUGUGUGUCUUGCAAUGUUGUCUUGUUGUUGCAGCGUAUGCCCGUCAGUUCCACGCUAGCGGCAUCUUCUCGGCCAAGGAGGCGGCUCCGCCCGCCUCGGGCCGGAAGUCCAUGCCGCAAGGUGUGCCCCGAGAGAAGAAGACAGCCCAGCCACUGCUGCACGAAUGCAUGUAUGGUAACAUUGGUGUGCAGGUCGGCGGCGGGACCAGACGAGCCACGAGAUGUUCGGCAGUGUGGAGCCGACGGACAUGCCUCGGGCGUCGCUCCAGAGACAGCUGUCGACCUUCGUCCCGAGAGAGGACUUCCGCACCGCUCGGGAGCGCUGCAUUGAAUUCAACUCCUCCUCGCCCAACAUCAUCAGGUGCAUCUCGCGUGGAUUUCACCUGCAUGACAUUCAUUGUCGGGUGCUGUAUGUAUGUGGUCUGUCUGUCAGCUCCGACUAUCCCACUGGGAAGAGCCCCAUGCCCACGGGCGGCAAGCUCACCCACCUGCUGCCCCUCUCCGCCGAGACGGCCGAGGACGUGUUCGCCGAGAACUUCGGACAGCGGGCCGCUGUAGACCCCCUGGCGUCGUACCGUGCCAAGCAGUACAUGGGGGAGCAGCUGUCGUCCGCCUCGUCCAACUGGAUGACCCAUCGCAAUGCCACCAGCAAUGAGGGGCCGCAGUACUCGCCCAGGGACAAGGCGAGGCUGCAGAAUGACAGCGAACUGUUCGGCCUCUCCCCGUCCCCUGUGCCGCAGAAAGACACGGUGGGUGGGUGGCAUGAACGUGAAGAGCGAGCAGAGAUCUCAUUGAUUGAUUGCCCUCUGUGUGUGUGUUCAGAAGGCCGAAGCUGCUGAGAAGGAGGCCACGCAGCGCCGCCGCUCAAACCCAUACUUCAGCGACCUCUUCGGUGUCGCCUCGCCUCCCUCACUCAAGGAAACUGUAGGAAUGGCACUGACUCAUAGAGGGAGGAAGAGACAGACAUGCAUGAGCUUCGGGGGUUGCUGGUGUGCGUGCGUGUAUCUCUUGCAGGGCAUGUUUGGUGACCAAGCAAUGGUGGACACAAUGAAGGCCGACAAGCAGGUGACCAUCUACAACGACUGGAUGGACUCGCGGACCGAAAUUGCUAGGUAGGGUGGGCAAAGGAAUACACCAAGAAUCAAUCCCGCCCACGUGGCUCGCUCGUCUUUGGUGCUUUCUUUUCUCAGGCGGCUUGGCACACCUCAGCCCGAGACCGCUGGCACGGCGAGACAGAGGAAGAUGGACGAGACAUAUGGCCACCGGGUGCCUCUCUUUUCGGAGUCCAUGCCCCCACCUAAGGACGCAACAGUCAGUGACGGCAGCCCAGCCACACACGCAUUCUUGCUGAUGUCGUUCGUUUGUGGGUUUCAAUGAAUAUAUUUGUCCAGGUGUCUAAGGUGACGGGAGAGACCAGGGCUAUGCCGAGGAUCGACCUCAACGCAACCGCAAAGGAGAAACAUCAAACAUUCCUUCAGGUGGGUGCGACACGCACUGGUGGAGAGCGGUCGAAAUGGAUGUGCUGAAUGCAUUUGCCCAUCCAUCCAUCCAUCCAUCAGUCGACGAUGUUGGGCAAGGAGUUCUACGACACGGCGUCGAAGGUUGGGACGUUCGAGGUGGUCAAUCUGAACCUGAUGGGGCUCAAACCUGACACGACAGAGGAAGACAUCAAACAACUCACCAGGAGGUCAGUCAGUCAUUGAGGCAAAGUCUCUCUCUACCUGUCACGUCACGUGUCCACGUGUGCGAUUCCCUCGUUGUGUGUGAUCAUAUGAUGUGUGGGUGCAGCUGUGGCGUGCACACCGUCAAGAUAAUCACGGUACGUCCCUGCUGUGUCAGUCAGUUAUGUGUCUUUGUGCGUCAAUGACAUUGUUCGUGUCUCUUUUCGUGCAGGACACUGACCCGGUCAACGGCCGAUCCAAAGGCCGUGCGCGCGUCGUCAUUCGGUGCCCACUCAGCACACAAAAGGGGCUCGGCCAUGUCCAGUGUGUGUGUCUUGUGUUGGUGCGAUGCGAUGCGAUGCGAGUGUGUGUGCAGAGAGGUGGCUGGCGACACAGGGUUGGAUAAGCUGACGAAUGCGCUGCAGUCAAUGGGCAUCGCCGUCAGAGAAGUAGCGGAUGUCUGAUGACGACGACACGACACGAUAGGCACACCACACCCUGCGUGCUGUGCCUGACUGCUUAUGACUGACACACGGACGGACGGAUGUACGGAUGGAUGGAUGGAUCCAUGCGAUGAAUGCGGAACUAACUAAGUGGAAGGGUCAUCGAUUCAUUCACUCAAUGAAUGCCGCAAGUAACAAAGAAGCGAAGGUUAGGUUAUGCUAUGUACUGUCAG